Molecule: messenger RNA, 1125 nt
Organism: Paramecium tetraurelia
Lineage: Eukaryota; Ciliophora; Oligohymenophorea; Peniculida; Parameciidae
Exons: 5
Source: RefSeq, a predicted model, not a curated record
CAAUUGCAACUAAUUAAUAUUUAUUUCUCAUAAAUGGGAUAAACUUGUACAAUGAACACAUGUUGUAAGAAGGAAGAGAUUUAUACUUUACGAAAUUCGGCAUUAUCUCUCGAUAUCUAAAUUAAAAAGUCAAAACAUUCCCAAUAAAUCAAUAAAGAAUAGGAAAAAGUGGAGGAUAAAAAGUAAAAAAAGAAAAGUGAUACUGUUUCUGAUUUAAUGGUUUCCUCAUAACAUAGUAAGGUGUCAAUAAAGCAAAUCGAAAAGAAUCUUCCUAUUCAAAAUCAAGAUGCAAACUAAAAUCCUCUAAUAAAAAAGAGUAUGGCAACUAAUGAGAGAAUUAAGCUUCCAUUAAUAUUCUUGCCAAAUGGCUCAUCUUAUGAGGGAGAAUGGCUUCAAGGGAAGAGAGACGGUUAUGGUAAAUAAUCUUGGCCAGAUGGGUCAAUUUAUGAAGGAGAAUGGAAAGAUGAUAAAUCUUGCGGAAAAGGAAAAUUAGUUCAUGCUGACGGAGAUGUGUAUGAAGGAGAUUGGGUUGAUGAUGCUACAAAUGGAUUAGGCACCUAUGUUCAUGUGAACGGAGCAAAAUAUCAAGGAGAGUGGUUAAACGAUAGUUAACAUGGAAGAGGAAUAGAGACUUGGCCAGACGGAGCCAGAUAUGAAGGAGAUUAUUAGUUUGGGAAGAAGCACGGUAAAGGGAAAUUGAAUUUUGCUGAUGGUUCUUUUUAUCAAGGUAGGCCUAGGAUAUUAUAUUUAGGUGAAUUUAAAAAUAAUGAAAUCUAAGGUGUUGGAAAUUAUCAAUGGUCAGAUGGGAGGUAGUAUGUUGGAUAAUGGAGUAAAAAUAAAAUGCAUGGCAAGGGAGAAAUAAAGUGGUCAGAUGGGCGACAAUAUACUGGAGAAUAUGAAAACGAUAAGAAACAUGGCAAAGGAGUGUUUAUUUGGUAAGAUGGAAGGAAAUAUAUUGGAAUUUGGUAGGGAGGCAAAUAACAAGGAGUUGGAAUUUAUUAUUCGACUGAUAAUGUAAUGAGAAUUGGAGAGUGGAUAGAAGGAAAGAGAGUUAGAUGGUAUAAUAAGGAAGAGAUAAAUGAAUUGGAAAGAAAAGGUGUUCUCGACGAACUGAGAAAUUAAUGA